GCCGCCGGCGGAGCCAGCGCGGAUCGGCCCAGCAUGGAGGGGACGCGGCGCGCCCUGCUACGCCUCGCAGCUGCCUGCUACCUGCUCUGCGUUCUGCCAGGAGAAGGACAGAAGACAGCAGAGACCUUGGUGACACCUUCACCUUUUCUUAGCACAGUGCUAACCUCACAUCAGCCAAGGCAAGACUCUGACUUCAGUCCAGUGACUACUACCAGUUCCGAGACAAGCCUGGAGAAAAACCUGACUGCUGAAACACUCAAUGGCACUGGAGCCCACACUACAGAUAUGGAGAACACCUCCAUCCCUAUCACCCCCAUGGUAGGCACCAAGGCAGAGACACUGCCGGCUUCCACCACUGCCAGUGCUGGAGACGUCACACUUCCACAGCAUGAGCACCACAAUAUAAGCUUGACAGGCAACAGCGGCACUGAAAUCUCCUCCCCUAGCCCCACCAGCACUCUGGAAGAAAAGCAGCCAAACCCCGAAGUCACAGAGCCUUUCAGCACAACUGAAGGAAUGGAUGAUGCCAGCAGUGCAACCCCCACGCUUCCUCUGAACAGUGUGUUGGUGACAACUAACCACUCUCAGACGGGGCCUUCUGAUGGGCAGACUGUGGGCCCCACAGCAAUGAGGUCUGAAACCAGGCCAGGAACAACUCCUGUGGGUUCCAAAGAGGAGAGCACCAUGGAGCCCAGAGCCUACUCUGCUUCCAUCUCCACCAUAGGGAGUAUGUCCUCUGGUACUAGCUCCAGUACCAUGAUGGUGACACCCCUUGUGACCAGCUCCACAUCUACUAGUGCAGCUGCUAUCACCACCAGCACAUCUACACUGGAGCAGCCAUUAGAGCCUAUGCAUGAGAAAGCUUCUGUGUUGGAUGUUGGUGAUGAUGAAAAUCCAGAGCUACCCAGUUCUCCACUGGCUGAUUCAACAAAGGCUGACCCUUUGGUAAUCACUGUGAUCUCCAUCUUCAUUGUCAUGGUGGGCAUCCUGGGCUUGGUGGGUUUCUUGAGAUACCGCCAGCACAACAGUCGCAUGGAGUUCCGGCGCCUGCAGGACCUGCCCAUGGUCCCUCUCCUUCCAUCCAGGGUUUGAAUCAAGACAGCAAGUCUCAAGGAUGACAUGAUGGAGGACACCCCUCUCUCACUCUACAGCUACUAGGCAACCAGGCUGUCUUCUGCCUGGCCGGCUGAACUUCCCAGAGGAGAAGGCCUUGAGGACUUGGUCCCAGACGAUCUGCUGAGAAAUAAGGGGCUGUGAUUUGCACACAACUGAAAGAUCCCUUUCAGAUGGCUUUUGGGUUUUGACAUUUUAAAUAGUUCAGUGUUGAUGUUUUAAUGCUGAGAAUCAGAGCCCAAGUCUGGCCCUUUCCUCCAGGCUCUCCUUGAAAUAAUGCCCUGAAGAGGUGCCUCCUCCUUUCAGUGUGGUGACCAAUUAGCCAAGACAGCAUUUGCCACCACAUUCUGCAUGGAUCUUUUCUGUCCAUCUUGGCAGCUGCUGCUUUCAAAGGAGGUGGGCAAGAGAUCCAUCAUACAUGAGCUCUUAACACUGUUGGUUUCAGCACAGUGCUAGCAAAGGAGACUGCCAUUUUCUGAGGGAGCCAAGGAUAUGAAAAUCAGUUUUAGGCUCCCUUGUGUUCUGUAUUUUUAAGUUUGUUUGGUUGUUUGUUGUUUGUUUUUGGGUUUUUUUGCACUUUUUUUGUUCCUGUUUCAGCUUUAGUCCUAGGAUUGGCACUGCCCAUCCUGAAACACCUAUGAGGAGGAUGACAGACUGCUCUGCUUCCCUCCUACAUGCAUACCUUUUAUCUUUAACCAGGGAAAACAGUUUUGUGGCCACUGGAGAAGUGCCCUUGCUACUUGAUGUUGCUUUGAAGAUUCUGGGAGGAAAAUGAACAUAAUUUUAGCUUAACAAGGCUUGAUGGGACUCUGUCUAUUGCUAAUUAGACACACUAAUUUGGCCUCACCAGAAUUGUGUCUCCCGUAGUUUAUGCUUUCAGCAUAUGUGUAAACUCCUUGCCCAGGCCCAGUAAAUGCUUUGGUCUGUUUCCCUGCCUGGGCUGACAUAUGCCUUUCCUCAGGUACCUCCCAUUUUGCUGCUAGCAUCUGGUUGCUGAAAGCUGUACAAAACUAAUACUGCAUCCCUUCUGUGCUAUGCAAGGUCAAAGCUCUUUUACGUUCUAAUGUUGGUCUUUGAGCCAGUUGAUGUCUUGUGCGGAGGACAGAUCUCGGAUGUAGGUGCCUUCCUCCCCUCCUCUUUCUAAGCGUUAGACUCAUUAGAUUCUGCACUUUUGCCUCAAAAUAUCACUGCUGUACACUGUAUCCAAGGUUCUUGAGGCUCCUCAAGGAAACCCACAGACCAGAGCCUCUAAGUGAAAGUCUGAGGAUCUUUUGGUGCCCUUGCCUCAGAAGGACCAGAGUGCGCGUGACAUAAAAGUCUUUGUGUCAUGAACACCUCCUGUUUUCUAAUUCAUGUUUGACCUUAGGUAAAGAAAAACAUAUGUCCUUUCUAAAGUAUCUGUUUUUUAACUAAGGCAGUUGGUCUCAGCAAGGGCUAGAAAUUAUCUACCAUGUUGCUCUUACAAGUCUCAGUCUCUCCUUUCAGUAGUAAUGCUCUCUGGCCCCAUGAAGGACAGAUGCCAGGCCUCACUAGCAAAAGUACCUGUUUUUUCCAGUGCUGCUACUGCUUUUCUUAGCAGGGAAAGGGGAGUUUCCCCAUCAGCAGGGCUCAAGUUGUCUGCAAAGCCUGAAGAUGGAGCAGAACCAGCCUGGAUUAAACAGAUGAACUGGGUAAGGCAGCAGAUCCUCUUUCCUGUGUUACUGCUUUUGCAAUGGCUGUCAAAUGGCUGCAGUGCAGUUUGGGUUCAGCUGUUGGCUUUGGCCUUGCAUCUGUUAAUUGUAAGGAUGCCCAGUAAAAUAGGUUCUCCUACUGUUGCAUGAAAACUGAAGGGCAAUUGUCACAGCUCCAAACCUUUUGUAUCAAGCAUUGUCUGUACAGAGCGAUCUCCCUAGCUACAGACUUGUUUCCUCUGCUGGAGGGCAGGGUGCUACUGGGUUUUGGCAUGAAGAGAGGCAAGUUAGUGGUGGAAAACAGAACUCCAUCCUGGCUAGAACUGGUGCAGGCUGACAUAGCUGGAAGGUGUCUCUGCACACAACCAAAAGGGCAGGGGCUGGUUCUUCUGGUUUCCCACACAUUGCUGUCCAGGGGGAAGGGGUGAAGAAGAAAACUUGCCCAACACCAAAGUGCAACUUUCCUUGUAAAAUAUGUUAAUAGUGGAUUUGGUUUUUUUUCUGCAAUAAAGUUACAAAUGCCCAA
Pogoniulus pusillus (Red-fronted tinkerbird) is the source of this 3309-nucleotide messenger RNA. Its product is annotated as mucin-2-like. The coding region runs from base 34 to 1092 and encodes 352 amino acids. The transcript has 6 exons. The record is from RefSeq and is a predicted model, not a curated record. Lineage: Eukaryota; Metazoa; Chordata; Aves; Piciformes; Lybiidae.